GUGAUGAAGUUUGCGGCCCAUUUGAACGACCAUUUAACACCAGAGUGGAGAACUCAGUACGUGGCUUAUGAGGAUUUAAAAGACAUGCUUUAUGAGGCUCAAGAAAAUGCGCCCCCUAGUGACAUAUCAGAUGAAGAGACUCUGAAAAAAUACUACGCCAAAUUUGAUCAGAAGUUUUUCUCCAAAUGUGAACAGGAGCUGAACAAAAUCAACAUGUUUUUUGCCGAAAAAUUAGCGGAAGCGCAUCGGAAAUCGGCAGCGCUUCAUAUUGAACUAAGACUGGCGAAAAAUCACAGGGAAAUCACGAGUGAAAAGACAUCACGUAUCAGUACGAAACUACAGCCAGCUAAAUCGAAAGAUACUCGGCCGAAAAUAUCCGAUUUAAAAGUAGCCUAUAGUGAGUUGUAUCUAAGUCUAAUUUUACUGCAAAACUACCAGUCGUUGAAUUUUACUGGCUUUCGUAAAAUCCUUAAGAAACAUGACAAAAUUUGCGAGACCCAAAGCGGCGCUGAGUUUCGACUUAAUGAAGUUGAAACCGCUCCGUUCAGUACAAAUAAACAAAUUGAACGGCUGAUUCGAGAUUGCGAAGAAACUUAUAUUGUUGAGUUAGAGGGCGGGGAUCGAACUCGCGCAAUGAAAAGAUUAAGAGUGCCUCCUCUAACCGAAAAACAAGUUCCUGAAAAGUUUUUCUUUGUUGGUUUAUUUCUUGGCACCUUCAUUACAUUAUCCAUUGCGAUUAUCUUGUCAUCAAACUAUCUUACUCGCUGGUUCGACCAAGGGUACAUUGAGGCAUAUAUUACAAUUUACAGAGGAUUGUUUUUAGUUGUUUUGUUCGUUGGACUUCUGGGGGCGAAUCUGUAUGGGUGGAGUAAAUAUGGCGUCAAUCACGUGUUAAUCUUUGGGCUGGAUCCUAGAAGUCACAUCACGUUUGAGGAUCUUCUUGAAGUAUCGUUCGUUCUCGGAACUCUGUGGUGUUGUAGUGUUUUGAUAUUAUUGUUUUCGCCCAUUAUUGGAAUCAAAGCUUACAUAAGUCCUUUCGUUUGUGUCUGUUUAUUUGUGUUGAUUUUAUUUUUUCCAGUGCCUAUAUUUAAAAAAUCGGCUCGAUUUUGGCUGCUCAAGUACCUUUUUCGAGUCAUAACAGCUCCUUAUUUCUUUGUCACUUUCCCGGACUUUUGGCUCGCAGAUCAAUUGAACAGUUUACGGAAAGUGAUUCUCGAUUUUGAAUACUUUGUUUGUUUUUACGCAUUUGAGCUUGAUUGGAAAAGUGACGGUUAUUCGGAUGGUUACGAAAAUCACGUGUGCAAUUCUGACUCGUACGGGUUGCGGACAGUGCUUAGUAUGUUGCCAGCCUGGUUUCGGUUCGCUCAGUGUCUUAGAAGGUACCAGUCGACUAAGAAGUGUUUUCCUCAUAUAGUUAAUUCGGGUAAAUAUGCAGUGCGACUAGUUUAUAUCGGUCUAUAUACUGGAGUUAAACUUUACUACGAUCAGUUCGGCCAUCAUAGUAUAGCAUGGAUGUCUGCUUACGUUUUUGCAAGGCUCACUUCGACUGUUUAUUCGUUGUAUUGGGAUCUGAAAAUGGACUGGGGCCUUUUUUCUUGUUCGAACAAAGACGCCCCUUGCCUUCGAGAAGAAAUGGUCUACCCUAAACGUUCAUUUUAUUACUUUGGUAUCAUUACGAACUUCACUAUCAGGUUCAUGUGGGUAACUCAAGUAGUAAACAUGCUCUUGCCUUUCGUUAAUUCGCUGUAUUUAAGCACAUUUUACGCUAUAUUUGUCGUUUUUCGUCGAUUUAUCUGGAAUUAUUUUCGACUGGAGAACGAGCAUUUGAACAAUUGCGGUCAGUUCCGAGCGACUAGAGACAUAAGCAUUGCGCCUAUGGAAGAAGACCACCAAACACUUCUCUGUUCGAUGAUGGACGACCCUGAAAUAGUUAUAAACAAGCGCACGCCUGUGUACAGCAAAAGUAGAGAAGCUCUGCCGACAAGUUCACUUCGUUUCAAUGGACUGAAAAGACGAGUUGAUAAAAAUAAGUCUGCUUCGAGAUCAAACAUGAUUAGUGACGAUACUGCGCAAUCCCAAGUAUAGCGUUGCGAGUGAACCCUUGAAAUGGAUGAAAAGCUGAAAGGAAUGAAAGUUAAACGAAACGAUUCGAAUUUUUGAAAAAGUUGGGUCAAAACUAAUAAGCGAUCAAUUGAAAGGAAAUGCAAUCGUGCAGUGGUGCAAGAAAUCUUGGGAUAUACGCUGAAUUUUCUGAAGUGAUGGGAUAUUUAGACUUGCGAAGCAAAGUGUUAUAGGACGAGCUCUCUUUUUUUCCAACCUAAGUGGCAAAUAUUGUUGCGACUUUUGCUGCGACUAAGUCGCAAAUAUUGCUGCGACUUAAAGCAAGAAUAUUUGCUGCAUUGAAUUGGCAAUAACAAUUGAUUGGAAGUUUGUUGCACCUUUACAGCUGAUUGAUAACAUGUGCUUUGACAUUUGAAUAGUUAUAAGUUUACGCAGUUGAUGCAUUUUUAAUUCAUCUAGUGAACCGA
Messenger RNA from Symsagittifera roscoffensis, 2528 nucleotides. Its product is annotated as xenotropic and polytropic retrovirus receptor 1 homolog. Gene Ontology annotation, molecular function: inositol hexakisphosphate binding. Gene Ontology annotation, biological process: cellular response to phosphate starvation; phosphate ion transport. Bases 4 to 2085 code for a protein of 693 amino acids. Gene Ontology annotation, cellular component: Golgi apparatus; cytoplasm; plasma membrane. The record is from RefSeq and is a predicted model, not a curated record. The transcript has a single exon. Lineage: Eukaryota; Metazoa; Xenacoelomorpha; Acoela; Convolutidae.